Messenger RNA from Anopheles coustani, 777 nucleotides. Its product is annotated as zinc metalloproteinase nas-15-like. Gene Ontology annotation, biological process: proteolysis. Gene Ontology annotation, molecular function: zinc ion binding; metalloendopeptidase activity. The transcript has 2 exons. The record is from RefSeq and is a predicted model, not a curated record. The coding region runs from base 1 to 777 and encodes 258 amino acids. NCBI's taxonomy places the organism in Eukaryota, Metazoa, Arthropoda, Insecta, Diptera, Culicidae.
AUGUUCCAUUGGCACGUUUCUGGUGUUGCGGUGUUGGUUGUGGUACUGAUGGUGCCUCGUGUGGCGCCGGGUCCUCUUGAGCGCCACCGUCUGCCAGUACCGGCCGAUGAGUUGGGCGACAACUUCGAGGGUGACAUUUUGCUUACGGAAGAGCAGUCAGUUCAGCUGCGGAAGCGAACGGGCAUGUACCUGCCGACGUUCCUCUGGCCCGACCGAACCGUACCGUACGAGAUAGUGACCAGUGAUUUCUCGCCCGACCACAGAUCCGCUAUUGAGGCUGCGAUGCGUACGAUAGAGGCUUUCACCUGCAUCCGGUUCGUGCCAGCGACGGCCUCGACGGUGGACUUCGUGCGCAUCAGAGCUGGCCAGGGAUGUUCUUCGUUCGUCGGGCGCAUCCGGGGCGCUCAACAGCUCACACUGCAGACGGAUCCGGUCGGAAGUGGUUGCUUCAGGCACGGAACCAUCGUCCACGAGUUGAUCCACGCACUGGGCUUCUAUCAUAUGCAGAGUGCCACCGAUCGGGACGACUGGGUCAGCAUCCAGUGGGAGAAUAUCGAGCCAGGUCGGGAAGGUAACUUCCAGUCGUACGGCACCGAUCGUAUCCUCAGCUAUGGCGUCGAGUACGAUUAUGGCAGCAUCAUGCACUACGACGAACGGGCGUUCAGCACCAACGGACUGCCGACGAUUGUUCCACGUGCAAACGGGGUGGUGAUUGGGCAGCGGGUAGCGAUGAGUUCGGGCGAUAUUCAACGCAUCUUGAAUAUGUAUCAGUGCUGA